AUGUCAUUCAUCUUCCGCCGUCUCUUCUCCUCCACACCAAGCGCAGCAAACAUGGCCGUCACCAAGCAGCAGGUCCAGUCCAUCAUCGACGAGAACAAGGUCGUCGUCUUCUCCAAGUCGUACUGCCCCUACUGCCGCCAGACAAAGUCCACCCUCGACGAGCUCAACGCCGACUACAAGGUCAUCGAGCUGGACCAGAUCUCCGAGGGCAGCGAGUUCCAGGACGUCCUCGAGCAGAUCUCGGGCCAGCGCACCGUCCCCAACAGCUACAUCAACCAGAAGCACAUCGGCGGCAACUCGGACAUCCAGGGCCUUCUCAAGGGCAACAAGCUCGAGAACCUCCUCAAGGAGGCCAACGCUCUCAAGGCGUAA
Colletotrichum karsti is the source of this 372-nucleotide messenger RNA. Its product is annotated as glutaredoxin. The transcript has 2 exons. Gene Ontology annotation, cellular component: cytoplasm. Gene Ontology annotation, biological process: cellular response to oxidative stress. The coding region runs from base 1 to 372 and encodes 123 amino acids. Gene Ontology annotation, molecular function: glutathione disulfide oxidoreductase activity. NCBI's taxonomy places the organism in Eukaryota, Fungi, Ascomycota, Sordariomycetes, Glomerellales, Glomerellaceae. The record is from RefSeq and is a predicted model, not a curated record.